Moesziomyces antarcticus is the source of this 1131-nucleotide messenger RNA. RefSeq lists its product as uncharacterized. Gene Ontology annotation, molecular function: protein binding. The coding region runs from base 1 to 1131 and encodes 376 amino acids. The transcript has a single exon. NCBI's taxonomy places the organism in Eukaryota, Fungi, Basidiomycota, Ustilaginomycetes, Ustilaginales, Ustilaginaceae. The record is from RefSeq and is a predicted model, not a curated record. Gene Ontology annotation, cellular component: TRAPP complex; Golgi apparatus.
AUGAUGACGGACACGACUGGAGGCGGCUUUUUGGAGCGGGAUGGUGCUUCUGGAGGGUCUGGGCUGGCGUCUGCGCUGUGUGCGGGCACGAUGAUGGGGCAGCUGCCUGCGAGCGAUGCGCUGUCGAUUCUUGUGCAGAAGCAUCUGCCACCACCCUCUCGACCCGUGCGCGAUCUCUCGGGCAGCUGGCACGCCACGCUCGACACUAGCGAUGUUGAUGCCGACCAGGUGCUUGAGGCUGCGAGUACGAAUUCGUGGCGCAAGAUCGCGGUGCUUGCACGAAGCACCCUCGAGCGCGCGGGGAUGGAGUUGGACGAGGUGGUGGAGUGGUGGACCGUGCGGCUGUAUGCGCUUGCCCGACUGCGGCUCUACUCGAUGCUGCGUACCGAACUCGCAUCAGUCCCGGAGGUACUUGAAGGUCAAGAGAUGCCAUUCGGGCUACUGGUGCUCAGGGCGACAGAGGCCAAGUUUAGGGGCGAUACGAGGAGCGCUGUGGAACAGUAUACAGUGCUGAUUCGGAUGUGUAGGGAAAGGGGAGGGGAGGUGUGGAGGAGUAGGGCGAUUAGGGUGGGAAUGAUGCUGGCGUUUGCGUUGGCAGAGGCGAGGGAUUACAAUGCCGCCAUCGAGCUGCUCGAUCCGUUGGUCGAAAGGUUGCUAAGCGACGAGGAGGGGGAAGGGGUGCAACUGGUGAUUGUGGCAGCAAGAGUUUGGAUCCAAGCUGGAGACCUCGCGCGCGCACUCGAGCUCAUCGAGCGAGCCGAGCAGAUACUCCCAAGCGAGAGUGCAGUCCAUGCGCACAUCAAACAGGCCAAGAUGGUCAUCGCCACCAUCAACGGUGACUUUGCGGAUGGAGAUGGGGAGGCCGAGGGGGUGGUGGGGGCCCUCAACCGGGCAGUGGUGCAGUUCUACCGCGCCCAGCUCGAUGCGGCCAUCGCCACACUCGAUGCACAGCUCGAGGCCCAACCGGCGCUGGUGGCGAGUGCGGACGCGGUGGUGUUCAAUACGGCCACGCUGUACGAGCUCGCGGCGGGCGACGAGGCGGCGGUCGUGGGCAGAAAGAGACAGCUCCUUGCGACGAUCGCCCGAUGGGCUGCCGAGCCUGGACCCUCGAGCUCAGCGUUCAAACUGUAG